Molecule: messenger RNA, 1532 nt
Organism: Thunnus maccoyii (southern bluefin tuna)
Lineage: Eukaryota; Metazoa; Chordata; Actinopteri; Scombriformes; Scombridae
Gene: tceanc2
Product: transcription elongation factor A (SII) N-terminal and central domain containing 2
Exons: 4
Coding region: 427-1050 (207 amino acids)
Biological process (GO): DNA-templated transcription
Cellular component (GO): nucleus
Source: RefSeq, a predicted model, not a curated record
UUUACGAGGGCGCAUAAAUGCAACACUGGUCGCAACUGUACAUCCAUGGUUACCAUAGCAUAACAGUGCAGCUAGCUUUACUAAAGAGCGGGUCUCUUACUGUUGCGGUUAUAUUGACAACUAUUUUCCGCAGGAAAUGGACGAAUGACUCCAUCUAAGCUAGUAGUGCCUUCAGUUUAUUGAAUUUUAAACGGAGGACAGCGUUAGGAAGGCAGGUUAGCUUGGUAACGUUAACCUUAGCUAUCUAGCUAAUUGCUAACUGCUUGGUUGGUUGUCUUAAGUUAGAGACGCUCCUUCUGACUAACCUGAACUUAGGUUAUCCAUAACGAAUUCCCUAGUAUUGAACCAAACUUUUACAAUUUUAUUACUGGGGAAUCAAAACGAACCAACUAGUCUGCUAGGUAGCUUCCUACUUUGUGUUUGGAGAUGGACAAGUUUGUAGUGCGACUGCCUAAGGGGGAAUCACCAAAAAAGGUGAAGAGCAAUGAAAAGGUUUAUAAGCAAACGACAAUUGAAUCCUUACGGAGGGUGGUCGUGAUUGAGGACAUCAUGCGCUACAAGUCCAUGCUGGAGCUGCCAGAACAGAGCAGGGACAACCUGCUGACUGCCCUGACAGAGCUGAGCAAGAAGAUCCCAUCCAGGGAGGUGCUCAAGUCAACAAAAAUAGGUCACACUGUCAACAAAAUGCGGAAGCAUCUGGACCCUGAGGUGAGUUCAAUGGCUGCAAAGGUGUAUACUGACUGGAGGACAUUUAUAGAGGAGAAUUCCAAUAAGCCAUCUAUUGAAGUGCGCUCUGACAAACAAUCUGAAGGACUAAGGAGCAACGCUAGAAGACUAAUGGCUGAAGCCCUGGAAGUCAAGGAGGAUUCUGGUCUUAUAGACAACAUUGAGAGAGAAGUGUUUCACCAGAGCUCCCGGUUAGUCAGCAGCUCAUACAGACGGACUGUCAGAGCGCUGGUUUUCGCCUUCAAACACAAUCCUGAGAUCAGAACUCAAGUGAAGGACAGCACAACAUCAGUCAACCAGCUGGUUUCUAAGUACAAGAAAUAACUGUUGAUGAAUAACACAGCCUCAGACUGCAUAUCAAAAACUUCAGUUUGCUUUACUUGAAAACUGUCAAAGGUUUUGAUGCUUGCACAUUUUAUUUUUAUUUUAUUAUUAUUUUUUUUAUUUUCUUGUUUUUCUGUGAAGGAGAUAAAAAAAGCUUUUACAUUUUGUGGCACAUCAGUGGCCUUUUUAUGACUAUGAAUUGUUAAGAAUAUGCAAUUUAUUGCUGGUGAGGAUGAUAAUAAUACUAUUUUUUUGUACAGGAAUCAUGCUUUUUUUUUGUUGAUAGGUUUAUACUGUCAGUGAACAUUUUUAUACAAAACAUGAUUUUAAAAUGUGACAAUUUCAGCACUGGAGUCCUUUCUUUGUUGGAUAAAACCAUUUGUCUAUACAGAAUAUUACUAAAGAAGCACCAGCCAAACAAUAGCUAUCACCAUGAGAAUGACAGCCAGAACACAAAUGCUAAUGAAGACAAUAUCACUCAA